AUGGCUCGCCGCCACGACGUCGACGUCAACGACAUCGACCUGGAGGAAGAAGAGCUUGACACCGACGACCUCGAGGCCGCUGGCUGCGCGGUUUGUGCCCUCGGCGCGCAUCGUCCUCGCCUCCCCGUCGCGUCCCAAGUCCAGCUUCCGGCUUCAGAUGCCCCGGUCCACUCGGUGACUGCUCUUGUCGCCGACGCGCACACUCUCCAGCGCGAGAACCAGGAGCUGCGCGCCCAGUACGAACUCGUCUCAGCGCACAAUGCGGGCUUGGCUACUCACGCGUCCGUGCUGCAUGACCGCAAUCUCGCGAUCUUGCAUCGUGCUCGCGAGGGUUAUCGCGCAGGCAUGAUCCGGCUCGAGCAGGCGCUCCUCUCCCGGGAGCACGCCGAGCGGGAUUACGCCGACGUAGAGGACCGAGUAGCCGACUUCCGCGCUCGUGCUGAGCGCGCGGACGCUGCCGAAGCUCUACUCCGCGCCGAGCGAGGCUCCUCGACUGAGCAAUACUGUGACCUUCAAGGUCAGCUUCGGGCGGCGCAAGACCAGAUCACUGACUUGACCACCCAACUCGCGCACACUCCUGCUACGCCGCCUCCAUCUACCGUGCCGCUAGCGCGGCUGUUUGCUGCACAAGGCGAGCGUGACGAGCUUCGCAUCGACCUCGCAGCCGCCCAAGCCGCCCUCGCUCCUGUCCGAGCGCGCGCGGACGCCGCCGAAGCUGAACGUGAUCAGCAGCAGCGCGCCCCUGUCGACGAAGAGCUCCGCGCGGCCCGUGCAUCGCUUUCUCAGAGCCGCAUGGAGAUCGAGGCGGCCCAGAACCUGAACGUCCCGCUGCAGGACGACCUUCGGCGCGUCAACGCGCUCUUAGUGGCCAACGCCGAGGAGCUCCGCCGCGACGCGCCGCGUAUCCACGAGCUGGAGGAGUCAGUGGCUACUGCUACGACUCUCCGUGUGGCCGCCGAGUCCGAGAUGGCGCGGGCUCAAGCUGGCGAGCUUUGUGCCGCGACUCGCGCGGUGCAAUAUCGAGCUGGGUGGCUGUCCAUGCGACGGUCGUCUCAGCAGCGACGAGGAGCAGUCGGCGCGCAGACCCAUCGUCCCAGCGCUCGCGUCGCCGAGCUGGAGGAGGAGCGCGACUUGACCAUCCGAGAGCGCGACGAACGCGCUGUGGCUUGGCGUCGGAUGCUUCGAGACGCGCGUCGGGGCCGAGAGCUGGCGCGGCGGGUGCGCGACGAGCUUGCUGAUCGUCUCGCCGGCGUCGUAACGCGUGUAGGCGGGCAGAUCGACACCGCUGACCUGGUCAGACGACUCGAAUCCACUUUCACGGUGGGGAUCGACGGUGCGAUCCCCCUCCCCCCUGAUAUUCCUACGUCCGCAGCAGUUCCUGCGGCAUCCGCGGUUCCUGUUCCUGCUCCAACUACGUCGAGCUCUGGUGCCCGGGCGGGCUCGUCGGCUUCGACGGCGGGAUCGACGACUGGCGCUUCCCCUCCAGCAGGUCCUUUGGGCUCCCGUCCUGCUCCGACUUCGUCCGCUGCC
Phytophthora sojae is the source of this 1530-nucleotide messenger RNA. RefSeq lists its product as hypothetical. Lineage: Eukaryota; Oomycota; Peronosporomycetes; Peronosporales; Peronosporaceae. The record is from RefSeq and is a predicted model, not a curated record. The annotation marks the transcript as partial. The transcript is spliced from 2 exons.